AAAAAAGUAAGUUUUUUUGCCCCCCAUCCCCACCCGGGGCUAAGAACCAAUUUUUGCCCCCUUGAGGGCAAUAGUACCCCUGUGGAGAAUGCAUUAGAGACACACAGAGUCAUUUUCUGAGCCUUUACACACCAUCCCUACAUCCAAUGAGAUGGUAUUAGUCCCACUCUGCAGAUGAACCAACCAGGGCUGGGAAGUUACAUGAAUUAUUGAGAAUCGAAAUGGCUGGUUACAUGGAUUGGGAAUCCAGAGACCUAUCAAGGUCCUAGCUUAGCUGCUUAAUUAUCUUUUCCAAAGCUUUGUUUCCUCACGUGAAAAAUGGUGGGAUUGGUCCCAAAGAGGUGUUCUCUGUUAGGUUGUUGGUUUUUCUCCCUGUUUGAUGUAAAAAUAAUGAAUAUUUAUACAGUGUUUACUAGAUGUCAGGCACCAAUCUAUGCCCUUUACAUAUAUUUUAUUAACCAAUGCAAUCCUCAUAAUAACCUAAGAGGGAGAUGCCAUUUUUACUUUUCUUUUACAAAUGAGGCACUUGAAGCACUGAGAGGUUAUGUCACUUGCCCAAAGUCACACAGGCAGUAAGUGUCACACCUGGGAUUUGAACCUAGUAGUUGAUUUCCAGAGGACCUGCUUUUAAUCAUGUGCUUUUUAAAAGGAAACUUUUUAUCCUGUCGAAACUAUUAUCACUUGUUGUCAAUGGGAGGUAACAAAAAAUAAAUAUUGUACAAUGAAAAAAAAAACUUGUUCUAACAUUCUAGCUAGAUACUAUCUAUGGCUUGCUCCAAAUUCUUAGCUGAAGGCCUGCUCUCUGUUAAAAGAAGAAGAAGAAGAAAAAAAAGACAAGAUAAGCAAGGAUAGAGAGGUGUUAAAGGGCUUUUGGCAGCAAAAGGAUACUUUCUCCUGGGAUAAUCAGAAGUGUUGAAAGAGAGUUGGAAAGAAUAGCUUGCGUGUGUGCGGGCGUGCUUUCUUGCUGAUGCGUGUACCGCCUAAAAUAAACCCAAGAUGGCAUGCAUUCUGCAUACCGUGGUCCCUUGUCUGGGCGUUCUGGAAGUGUCGGAACAUCCCCCGGGGAAGGGAGGCAGGCCAGUCAGUGUGGCGUAGGGGCGCGGGCCCUCGCUCCACCUGCCGACGGUAAGCAGGCGGCAGAGUCCGCGUGGAGAGGGUCACCGUCGGGGUGGCGCUGCCCAAGUGCUCAUCCAGGCUCGCCCUGUGGCAGCCUGCUUUGCCACCCCAGCCUGGCUCCCCCAGGUGGGUGUCUCACUCCAACGCGUUCCUCACACUUAUCACACAAUUUACCCUGGGCCUGAAGUUUACCGUUUCCUGCUACUUCAGGCUCCCCCGUCCAAAUGCUGUCUUGCGCAUCCUCUUUACCUGGUGCAGCCAGCGCCGCUGGGGCCCUGCAGAGGUGUGCAAGGGUGAUAUCAUCGAAGGCUGUGAAUAAGUAAACAAUAAGCAGCCAGAAGUGGCCUGUUUCCCACAUGAUACCCAGGGAGGGGUCCGAUUCCCCCUCUGUUCUCUGGGGAGAGUCCUGGCCAGCCAGCUGGAGCAUUUAUUAUUUAGUGCUUUAAUUGUACCUGUCCCAGGUUAGGUGCUGUUCCAAACCAGUCCAGUCCCACCCUUUAGCUGUGCAACAGAAAAAGCCGAGGGGCACCACAGGUGAGCUGGAGUCAGAAAACGUAGGGUCCAGGCCCUUUUUUCUCCCAUCGAUUGGCUGUGUGACCUUGAUCAAGUGUCAGAACCUCUCUGAGCCUCAGCUGUAGACACACAAAGUCCCAUUGCCAGGGCUGAAAUCCUAGUUCUGUCACUCACUAGUCAAGAGAACUUGUGCGAGUCAUUUAAAGCCUCUGAGCCUUAGGGACAAAAGUGGGGACAAGGGCAGUGCCUCUCCAUAAGGCUGCUGGGAUGACUGAUAAGAUAUGUGCAAAGCUCUGUUACCAUGCAGCAUGUAGUGAAUACUCCUUGUAAUAGUCAUUAAGAGUUGCUGUUGUUACACUUUUUAAUGAGCCCUUGUUCUAUGCCAGGUACUCUACCUACAUUUUCUUUAAUCAUUACAGGGAGCCCUGAGAAUCUCUUACGGAAUUCCCACUUUCUAGAUAAGGAAGACUGAGGCUGAGUGGGCCCAAGGUCACACAGACACACAGGGGCAGAACAAGAAUUCAAAUCUGGAUCUUACCCAGUUCUAAAAUUUUUUUUCAACCGGGCCAUAAUUCUUUGUCAUCUAAAAAAUGAGGAAAAAAAAAAAAAAAGGUUUCUGCCACUCAGGUCUACUGUCAAGAUUAAAUAAAGACAAAGUCUACAGAGAGGCCUCUCACUGAUGCUUUGCUGGAGCUCAGUUCAGCUUAGCUUCUUAUUCCCCCAGGGUUAUUACCUAAGCACAAGCCUUUCAUUUUCAUAAUGAGGAGGCUGCUGAACUUCCUCUUCAUCUCUGGGAGGUAAUAUUGUCUGAGGCCCAUAGGAGGGGCUGAAAGUGAGAGAUCAGAUCAGAACUGCCAGAAUCCCUUCCCACAGCCCAGCCCAGGCUUGCUAAGGCUUCUUUCAUCUUCUGGGCUUUCUGUCAUCUCAGGUCUCCCACCCACCCUGUGAUGACUGGGAGGCCAUACCCCUUUUCUCUCUUUCCCAGGGGGCAGUGCAAAACUACAUGUGAUGCUAUCUGACGUCUCCAGCUUUGAACUGUAGGUAGAGGGAGAUCUGAUGGUUAUCCAGCCAUUGUGAAGUCAGUUUCUCCCUGCCUCCAACACAUGGUGUGAUGUGGGAAGAAAUGGGGCCCUGCAAAAGUGGGGUGCAUACGUCAGCCCUCCUAUUGGCUUGCCUUGCCAUGAGCAGGCCCUGUGCACUGUCCACCCUCCUGCAUAAUGUAUGAGCCCCUGGUAGGAACGAAAUACCAUCGGCGGUGAGUGUGACCACUGUAGGUCGUGGACGUGGCCAGAGCCUUGCCAAGACUCACCUCUCGGGUGUUGGCAGGAGCUGAAGAGAGGGGAGGGAGUAGGUGUCACCUGAGGCCUUUCCUGGGGCUGGCCUCAAUGUGGGCCUUGGGAUUCUGAAAAGAAGAUGGGGGUAGAUAAGAAGACAGCCUCAUGAGGCAAUCUGACCCUGCCUUAGAUUCAGUGAUGGUAACACUGAGGACAGCUAGACUCCUGUGUUCUGAGCUUGAAGCCCCCUCUGAGAGGGCUGGGGGUGGCACAGGAGGUGGCAGGGACCUUUCAGUGUGGCUGAAGGUAAGAGGGGAGAUAUGGGACCCAGGGGCACAGACCCUGGCACUUUCUGUGGCUGCCUCGUAGUGGAGGCAGUCCCCAGGGGCGGCAGCUGAGGUGAGGUCCAAUGAGGUGGAGGACAUGGGCCAAAGUGGGUAUACGGCCGCAGUGCUUUCCGGGGUAAAUGCAAGCACGUCUGUGUCGAAGCAAAAAGGUCAGGAACAAAAGUGGGAGGUCUGAGUGCCUUGACUGCCUGUGAGCUCUGGGAACUAGGGCAUCUGGAUAAGGACACUUCAUCGGCAUCUGGAUAAGGACACUUCAUCGGUGGCAAGAGCUGGAUUCGACUCAUUCAUAGAAUCAGUGAGUACUCAUUGGAAGCCCCAAGGCCAGGCCAAGUGCUAGGGCUCAGGAUAUGGACAUGAAUCCCACCCAGACCUUUGCAAGUCUGACUGGAGAGCCAGGCACUGAAGUGGAGGAUUCAAAUACUUUGUGGUCAAGUGCUAGAAAAGCAGUAUGUAUCCGGGCCCUGAGGUUGGCAGGGAGAGACCUCCCUGAGGCAAAACUGAGCGGAGGCCUGAAGGAUGAGGAAGGAGUUCAGCAGAGGGAACAGCAUCUGCGAAGGUAUGAGCUGUGAAACCCCACACACAGAUUCAGGAACCUUGAACAGACCCUCUGGUGGAAGCCUGAAAGAACCGAUGGGGCACAAAACCACCUUAUUUGUUUACAUAGUAUCUGAUUCCCCCUCCCCCAGUGGGAUAUAAGCUACACGAGGGAGGAUGUUUGUCAGCCUUAUUCUCCACUAGAGACCCGGAGCCUAGAGCAGUGCUUGGGAUCUGUUUGGGGUUGGAUCCACGUAAGGUAGGCAGGGCCCAGGCUGGAAGGGCUGACAGUCAGCUAAAGCACGUGGGCUUUACCCUGGAGUCCGUGGGGGAGCCUUCUGACGUUUAAAAAUAGCCAAGGAACAAGAUCCGUGGGUGGCAGAAAAUCACUUUGACAAGGAUGUGGAGGAGGCGGUUCCGUUUUAUGCAGAGGAGGAAAUGGACUCUGUGACUUGGCGGAAGUCACACGGCACGUCGGUGGUGUACCCCCAGGGGUUCAGUCUUCCGUUUGUGGCGCCGCAAAAGCCGACCCAGGCGGGUGCCGGCGGGAAUUCGCCAUUUCGGUUCAGUAAUGGCGGGAGAACCGGGGAACUGCGCCCGAGAAGAGCUGGUGGGCGCAGGGAACCCGCGGAAAAAAAGGGAAGCGGGGAGAAGGGUUUUUGGGCCUCGGCGGCCGCCGUAGAAGCGGCGCCCCGUCGCCAUGCCAACAGCAGGAAGCCGCGGGAGGUUUCUGGACUGUGCAGCCGCCGCCGCAGAUUGAACCCAACACGGCGCGGAAUCCUGGACCUGCCCUCGGCCCCGAGGGUGCAGCUCCUGAACGGACUGGCGCUGUCCUGCCCCAUGGACGCCUCCUCUAGCCUGCGGAAUCCAACCCCAGCUCCCGUCAGCAGUCCUUCCCUGCUGCUCCCCAUCCCCGCCAUCGUCUUCAUCGCGGUGGGCAUCUAUUUGUUGCUGCUGGGCCUAGUGCUGCUGACUAGGCACUGCCUGCUGGCCCAGGGCUGCUGUGCCAACUGCAGCUCCCCCUGCAGGAAACAAGGUGCCUCCAGGACGCAAGACUGCUGCUGGGCCUGUGCAGAAGCCUGCAACUUCCCUCUGCCCAGCCCAGCCCACUGCCUGGAUGCCUGCUGCCCUCAGCCAACGGAAGCUGGUUGGGCUCCUCGCUGCCCUCGGUGCUGCCCACUCUGCGACUGUGCCUGCGCGUGCCAACUUCCUGACUGCCAAAGCCUCAACUGUCUCUGCUUUGAGAUCAAGCUCCGAUGAGGACCCAGAGUCCCUGCCCUUUGGGGAGCGGCCAGCCCCCAGGGGACCCACCUGCCUUCUUCCCUGAGGGGCCUCAGGACACCUUGCUCCAGGCCACUGGAACCCAAAAUGGCCUGCUCGGCUCGCUGGCCUGGAAACCAGCCGUGGAGACCUUGGCUCCGGGCAGAGCAGGACUCUUGGCCAUGGCCCGCCAGACUACAGCCCCCUUGUGGGGCCAAGAGAGGGGCUGGUGCUCUGGCCGGUGCCCCCUGCCCUCCUCUCCCCCUCCCUAAGUAAACUAUUUGAAGGUGAGGUUGGGGACAUUGUUGACAGCAUUAUGGGAGGAACCUGGGCCUUCAGUAUCGGGAUGUAGGGCGACCCCAGAACGCCUGGCCCAUGGGCUCUUGGUUAUUUUGAGAUGUGUGUGCCUGUAUCUGCUCUCCCUCGAAACAAAUGGGCUCCGGAGAAUCCUAACAGCCCCCAUGAUAGCCCAGUCAGGGAGGGAGAUCAGAGGAGGCUGCAGGGAGGGCCAGGGGGGUCUGAGUCCCCUCCCCCCUCUCCCCAUAGAUCCCUGUCCAAAGAUUGAUUUCUCUUCACAACCUUUUGAGGGCCUCAGUCUAGAUUUCCAAGGAAGAAAUUUCCUCUGAAGUGCCCGGCUGCCUCCUUGCGCUCCGUCCGUCCGUCCACUCGCCGCCCUUGCCUCCGCCGCUUACGCCUGGGCUAGUGACAGAGGA
Messenger RNA from Hipposideros armiger (great roundleaf bat), 5757 nucleotides. RefSeq lists its product as uncharacterized. NCBI's taxonomy places the organism in Eukaryota, Metazoa, Chordata, Mammalia, Chiroptera, Hipposideridae. Bases 4223 to 5044 code for a protein of 273 amino acids. The transcript is spliced from 7 exons. The record is from RefSeq and is a predicted model, not a curated record.